Molecule: messenger RNA, 999 nt
Organism: Drosophila arizonae
Lineage: Eukaryota; Metazoa; Arthropoda; Insecta; Diptera; Drosophilidae
Product: mitochondrial coenzyme A diphosphatase NUDT8
Molecular function (GO): coenzyme A diphosphatase activity
Source: RefSeq, a predicted model, not a curated record
AACCAAAAACAGCUGACCGUGCAGAUGGAAAUACAAAGUUCAAAUCCGUUUCGGUUUUGUUUACAUCACUCUCCCCUAUUCACCUAUUAGUUCAUGAUUCUUGCGGAAAUAUGCCUGGCCAAAGCUCACGUCAUGGGCUCUCUGACAAGGAGUCGUCGGCUGCAGCAACUAAUAUGUACUCAAACGAGAAACAAGAGUAGAAAUGCAACAGCUGCCAACGUAAAAGUUUUAACAGCGGACGAUUUUUCGGUACUUCUGGGCGAUGAGCAGCGACAACGCUGUUUGGAUUUGCUACGCAAGUUGCCGCCUUUUUCUCGUCCUAAAAUGUUGCUGCACAACAGGAAUGAGAAAAGCUCAGCCUCGGUACUAAUAGCUUUAUGCCAGGAGCGUGACACGAAUGAAAUUUCACUGUUGUAUACCCGCCGCUCACGUCACUUGCGUAGCCACAGUCUGCAGAUAUCAUUUCCGGGAGGCAAAAGGGAUGAGACUGACGAGAGCUAUGUUGAUUGUGCACUGCGCGAAACAGAGGAAGAGAUUGGUCUGCCACGAGAACGCAUCCAAAUUUGGGGAGAAGCCAGUCCCAUAAUAUUACCACGCACCGCCGCCAUCGUACCAGUUGUGGGCGUGGUGCCCGAUUUUCAUGUGUCCGAGCUGAAACUCAACCUGGACGAAGUGGAGGAGGCCUUCAGCAUACCGAUCAACACGCUAAUCUCUCCAGCAGUCGCACGACACACGCAAUUUCGUAGCGGCUACAGUAAUCCCGUCUUUGUGGUGGAUGAGCUACGCAUCUGGGGAGUCACGGGCUACUUGACAUAUUUCUUUCUGCGCUGCCUGCUAUCCAAUGCAAUGCCUCAAACGCUCAAAACGAAUAUCAAAUAUAUACGACCCUAUAAAUUGCCGCCAAAACUACCUCAUCAUCACGUAGAAGCUAGAGAGUGAGCGAGUAGCCUACGAGCGGGAAUACUCGAAAAUACUCAAAACGGAAAGCUCGUCUAAUAU